Molecule: messenger RNA, 2640 nt
Organism: Urocitellus parryii (Arctic ground squirrel)
Lineage: Eukaryota; Metazoa; Chordata; Mammalia; Rodentia; Sciuridae
Source: RefSeq, a predicted model, not a curated record
CAGACUCAGCCUCAACCUGAAAAGAUGUGUUUUCUAGGCAAUGCAAAAAAACACUUCCCCCUGCCCUUAACAACUAUAAUUUAUCUCCAGACAUAGAGUAAGCAGAAAGUCACAGAUGAUACUGGGAAUAUAUUGGUCAUAAGGUUAACUUCCCAAUUCAAUAAGGACAUAUUAAAGGAAAUCUUCCUUUAACGCCUCCAGGCGUUUCAGGCAAAUUAGAUAUUGUACUUCUAGGGUUCACUACCUGGUAGAGAAGCCCGAAUUAGCUAUUCAAUGACCACUCAACAUGCCAAACAAUUCUAGGGCAACCUGCAAGUAAACUGUCCCUUCAAAAAGACGUUGUGCAGCCAGACUGAGUAUUUGGCCCACUGUUGGCUGGUGGGGAGGAAGUGGUUUCACAGAUGUGCACUAUUCUUAUACUAAUCUAAACACAAUCUAGACUACUGCUUCUUCACUAUCCUCCCACAGGCCCUAGGGUGGCCUCUUGAGUAGAAAUGACUUGUUAAAAUAGCAUACCUCAGAAUCUAGAGCCUGAGGCUCAACCAUUUAUAAGCUUGUUUCUUCUGAAAAAUGGGCACUAAUUACAAUGCCUAGCUGCCAGGAUUUAGACAUAAAGGAUGUAAAAAUGCUCUGUAAACUGUUGAGAGUUAUUAAAAAGAACACAUAUUCUCUUUUAGGAUGCCACGGUGCCAAGCUCAUCGCUAGAAAAGAUAAGGGUCUUGGUGCCUUUCAACACCCGCGGAGUUUACUCCCCGCUGGCCAGAGGGAGCCCACUUUGGCUCCUCCCCGCCACAACCACCGAGGGCCCGGCUCCGAAGCUGCGGGUGCGAGGGGAUCCGCCUCCCCAGCCCGCGGUGCUGCAGGGUGAAGUCCCGCGCCGGGGCGGAGCAGGCCAGCACCAGUUCCUGAUUCUACCAGCGGUGCUGGGGACUGGUGGCGCCACUGGCACGGGCCCUCGUGCAGCGCAGGAUGGGCCCGCGCGGCGCGGCGGCGAGCCUGCACCAAGGCCCUGGCCUGCGGCUGCCGCCGCUGCCACUGCUCUGGCUGCUGUUCUGGCUGAUGCUCUGGCUGCCACAGCCGGGCCGGGGCGCCGAGGCCGGCCGGCCACCCCAUCUGGUCUUCGUGCUGGCGGACGACCUGGGCUGGAACGACGUGGGUUUCCACGGCUCGUACAUUCGCACGCCGCACCUGGACGCGCUGGCCGCCGGCGGGGUGCUCCUGGACAACUACUACACGCAGCCGCUGUGCACGCCGUCGCGGAGCCAGCUGCUCACUGGCCGCUACCAGAUACACACAGGUUUACAGCACCAAAUAAUCUGGCCUUGUCAGCCCAGCUGUGUUCCACUGGAUGAAAAACUCCUGCCCCAGCUUCUAAAAGAAGCAGGCUAUACCACCCAUAUGGUUGGAAAAUGGCACCUGGGAAUGUACCGGAAAGAAUGCCUUCCAACCCGCCGAGGAUUUGACACUUACUUUGGAUAUCUCCUAGGCAGUGAAGAUUACUACUCUCAUGAGCGUUGUACCUUAAUUGAGGCUUUGAAUGUCACACGAUGUGCUCUUGAUUUUCGAGAUGGUGAAGAAGUUGCAACAGGAUAUAAAAAUAUGUAUUCAACCAAUGUGUUUACCCAGAGGGCUACAGCCCUCAUAAAUAACCAUCCUCCAGAGAAGCCUCUGUUUCUCUACCUUGCUCUCCAGUCUGUCCAUGAGCCCCUUCAGGUGCCUGAAGAAUACCUGAAGCCAUAUGACUUUAUCCAGAAUAAGAACAGGCAUCACUAUGCAGGAAUGGUGUCCCUUAUGGAUGAAGCAGUAGGAAAUGUCACUGCAGCCUUAAAAAAACACGGACUCUGGAACAACACAGUGUUCAUCUUUUCCACGGACAAUGGAGGGCAGACCUUGGCAGGGGGCAAUAACUGGCCCCUUCGAGGAAGAAAAUGGAGCCUAUGGGAAGGAGGCAUUCGAGGGGUGAGCUUUGUGGCUAGUCCCUUGCUGAAACAGAAGGGCGUGAAGAACCGGGAGCUCAUCCACAUCUCCGACUGGCUGCCCACCCUCGUUAAUCUGGCUGGAGGACACACCAAUGGCACGAAGCCUCUGGACGGCUUCGACGUGUGGAAAACCAUCAGUGAAGGAUGCCCAUCCCCCAGAGUGGAGCUGCUGCAUAAUAUCGACCCGAAGUUUGUAGACUUUUCUCCAUGCAAGAAGCUCAAGAUGGGCACAGAGAAGGUGCACAGCAAGGUCGACCUGAGCCUGCCYAUCUUCAUGAAGCACCCCCACUUCCUGGUGGGGGCCACCUGCAAGACUGAUCUCCAGAACACAGAGAGUGCAAGAGUGGGAGAUGAGGAACAGAACAACCAGGAAGAUGCCAGAGAACUCAGCCAGAGGCUCCGGGCUGCAUGGGGAGGUUCUAGAGAAACUGCAGGAGUUCCAGGCCUGGAGCUGGAGGCAACCUCUGUGGACGCUGGCGUCACUGCUGCAGCAUCUGUCAGAAAAGGAGAUGCAGAAGUGAAAGGGGAGAAGGGGAAGGGAGAGGGCAUCCUUGCUGCAGGAGCCAAGAAACUGGGCCACUCCCACCUUGUGCAACCCUACUGCAUCCUGCAGCAGGACCCAGAGACCAAGAGGAGGGGUAGAGGUGGAAGGGAACCAUGA